GGUCGUAUAGCGUCUAUCUCAGUAAGCGGAUAUUACUUUCUGGUUAGAUUCUUUGCGAUUGCCACGCUAGGAGGGACAUGUGUAUCGUUGCCAACUAACGCCACACCACACGAGACUCUCAAGCUCUUGACCAUGUCCGAUGUGGCAUAUAUUCUGACCGAGCCCAACGCCGUUGAACGUGUUUCUCUGAUCAAAGAAUAUGCAAAUCAUAUCAAGACAAUCCAGGUCGAGCAGGGAGCAAGAUGCGAGUUCGCGUCCGAUUGGUGUAUUAGUAUGCCUGCUACUAGGGUGCAGAUCAAGCUAUCAAAUCGGGAUAAGGGAGAGUUGCUUGUCAAGUCUCCUCGAAUGUUCACGCACUAUCUCAACGAUGAAACAGCAAACAAGGAUGCAUUCGACGAGGAGGGAUUCUACAAAACGGGCGACCUUGUGCGACGUGUCGGGGCCAGUUACUUUUUGAAGGGAGGGGAGACUUUGACUGUACGAACCCUCCUGCUGAAGCCUGUAGGGGUCGUUUUGAAACCUAACUGAAAACCACACUGGGAUCAACUUUCUUAAUCGCAAAAUCUCUGUCCUAGAGCUAGAACAAC
Messenger RNA from Penicillium subrubescens, 587 nucleotides. RefSeq names its product NRPS-like protein biosynthetic cluster. Bases 133 to 528 code for a protein of 131 amino acids. The record is from RefSeq and is a predicted model, not a curated record. NCBI's taxonomy places the organism in Eukaryota, Fungi, Ascomycota, Eurotiomycetes, Eurotiales, Aspergillaceae. The transcript has 3 exons.